Elephantulus edwardii (Cape elephant shrew) is the source of this 918-nucleotide messenger RNA. Its product is annotated as olfactory receptor 4A47-like. Gene Ontology annotation, biological process: G protein-coupled receptor signaling pathway. Gene Ontology annotation, molecular function: G protein-coupled receptor activity; olfactory receptor activity. The transcript has a single exon. Bases 1 to 918 code for a protein of 305 amino acids. Lineage: Eukaryota; Metazoa; Chordata; Mammalia; Macroscelidea; Macroscelididae. Gene Ontology annotation, cellular component: membrane. The record is from RefSeq and is a predicted model, not a curated record.
AUGGAACCAAGGAACAAUGUGACGGAGUUUGUCCUCUUGGGGCUCACUCAGAGUCUCCAUGGUCAGAGAGUAUUAUUUGUUUUAUUCUUACUCUUCUACGUCUUUACGAUGGUCGGUAACCUCCUCAUUGUGGUGACUGUGGUGGUCAGUCCAGCACUCGAUGCCCCUAUGUACUUCUUUCUUGGCUACCUAUCAUUUAUGGAUGCUUUUUAUUCUACUACAGUAACUCCAAAUAUGAUUAUAGACUUACUCUAUGAGAGAAAAACCAUUUCAUUCAAAGCUUGCCUGACCCAGCUCUUUGUAGGACACUUCUCUGGUGGUGCUGAGAUAUUGCUUCUGGUGGUCAUGGCCUAUGACCGCUAUGUGGCUAUCUGCAAACCCCUGCACUAUAUGACCAUCAUGAAUCUACGGGUAUGUGUUCUACUACUACUGUUAACAUGGAUUGGGGGAUUUCUGCAUGCCAUCGUUCUGCUUCUGUUAGUUUACAAUCUGCCCUUCUGUGGUCCCAAUGUCAUUGACCACUUCAUCUGUGACAUGUACCCCUUAUUAAAACUUGCCUGCACAGACACCUAUAUCAUUGCCCUUAUUGUGAUUGCCAAUAAUGGAGGAAUGUGUAUGGUUAUCUUUAUAAUGUUACUCAUCUCUUAUGCAGUCAUUCUGCGCUCCCUGAAGAACCUGAGUCAGGAAGGGAGGCGCAAAGCCUUGUCCACCUGUGGCUCCCACAUCACCGUGGUGCUCCUUUUCUUUUUCCCUUGUAUCUUUAUAUACGUGAGACCUCCUUUCACUUUGUCCAUUGAUAAAACAUUGGCUGUGUUCUACACCGUCGUAACUCCUAUGUUGAAUCCCCUAAUCUAUACUCUAAGAAAUGCAGAGAUGAAAAGUGUUAUGAAAAAGCUUUGGAGUAGUGAAAGAAAAUGA